AUGCCGUUGUCUCCCCCUGCCUGUGUCUGUGUCUGUGCCUCUGCUGCUGUCUGUGCCUCUGCUUCUACCGUUUCCCCUCCCUCUUCCUCCGCUGCCAAGGCCUGCUCGGAGCUGAUCUCGCCCGCUUCCAGAGCGUCGGACGUGGUAGGGAGAGCCGGCGUCGAUAGGCCGGCGUGA
This is a messenger RNA of Dichomitus squalens LYAD-421 SS1, 177 nucleotides long. RefSeq lists its product as uncharacterized. Lineage: Eukaryota; Fungi; Basidiomycota; Agaricomycetes; Polyporales; Polyporaceae. The record is from RefSeq and is a predicted model, not a curated record. The coding region runs from base 1 to 177 and encodes 58 amino acids. The transcript has a single exon.